CGGCCCGGCGCGCCACCUCCGCCGGGCGAGAGGAGGAGCCGCGCUCCGAGCGGGAGGAGUCGGGAGCCGGCGGAUUUCCUGGGCCCGGCGCGCCAGGGGACCAUGGCGUUUGGGAAGGGCCACCGGGACCCCUACGCCACCUCCGUGGGCCACCUCGUAGAAAAAGCUACAUUUGCUGGUGCUCAGACUGAAGACUGGGGUCAGUUCAUGCACAUCUGCGACAUAAUUAACACCACCCAGGAGGGGCCAAAAGAUGCAGUGAAAGCCUUGAAGAAAAGGAUUUCCAAAAACUACAAUCAUAAAGAAAUCCAACUUACCUUGUCACUUAUUGAUAUGUGCAUGCAGAACUGCGGGCCAAGCUUCCAGGCUCUGAUUGUGAAGAAGGAAUUCGUUAAAGAUAGUCUAGUUAAGCUGCUGAACCCCAGAUACACCUUGCCAUUAGACAUUCAAAAUAGAAUCUUGAAUUUCAUUAAGACGUGGUCACAAGGUUUCCCGGGAGGGGUGGAUGUAAGUGAAGUGAAGGAAGUGUACCUUGACCUGCUUAAGAAGGGUGUUCAGUUUCCUCCCUCGGGUGCAGAAGCUGAAGAAGCAGCAAGACAGGAGACUCCGCGGAUCUCAUCGAGUCCUCCAACCUCUGUCCCGACGGCACCAGCUCUUUCUCCUGUAAUUACUCCCAAGAAUACAACUAUUACGCUGGUCCCAGAACAGAUUGGAAAACUGCACAGCGAACUGGAUAUGGUGAAAAUGAAUGUGAGGGUGAUGUCUGCCAUACUGGUGGAGAACACUCCCGGGUCUGAGAACUCUGAUGACUUAGAGCUGCUACAGAAACUUUAUAAGACGGGUCGGGAGAUGCAGGAGCGGAUCAUGGACCUGCUUGUGGUGGUAGAGAAUGAAGAUGUAACCGUUGAGCUCAUUCAGGUGAAUGAAGAUUUGAACAAUGCCAUUCUGGGCUAUGAGAGGUUUAUUCGAAACCAGCAAAGGCUCUUGGAGCAAAAGAAGUGCCAGAAUGGAACUGCCCAUACCUCCAGCGAGCCUUCUGCCCCAUCUUCUGAUCUUCUUGACCUGAGUCCCGGCCCCAUGAUGCCUAUGACCACUCAAGCAGACUUCAACAACAUGAACGCUCAGCUUUCAGACUUAAGUUUCAGCUCUUCAAGUCCUAUUGUAACAAACAACUCAAAGUCCAGUCUUUAUCCACAUGUGGAUUUGCUAGCCUUGGAAAAUACAGAACUAUCCCUGUUUGCCCAGCGGACCAGCCAAAACCUCACUUCAAGUCAUGCAUAUGCUAAUUUGCCGCAGCACUCAAGUUCAGGGCUAUUACAGCCAGUUAGUCCACAGAGCGCCACCGCAGCGUCAUCGCAGCAGAGGCCGCCGUCCCUGCCUCACAAUCAUCCAGCAAUGACAAAGAGUGACCUCCAGCCACACAAUUACUACGAGGUAAUGGAGUUUGAUCCCUUAGCUCCUGCUGCCGCUGAAGAAGCUAUUUAUGAGGACAUUGAUGUUCAUCUCUACAAAGAAGCUCCAAAGUAACAGUAACUACUGAGGUUAAAGUGGUGAUCGGCUCAUUAGCACCACAGGGCUGCCAGUUUCCUAAAGACUAGCCCUUGUCCAGCUUUGAGCCCUGGAAGACAAGACCUACCAACACGAGAAAGCCACGCCUGACCGACUCUUCUGCUCUCAUGAGGCUUAAACAGAAGUGUAACAGUUCCUGGGUAACAUUCAUGGUUCCUGACAACACUCAAGAUUUACUUCAGUAGAACAUGGGUGUAAAAGUACUGACUUAAAACUUGAAGAAAAAUUACUUAGUACUUAGCCAACCAGUUUAGUCACAGUAUCUUUUCUACAUAUAGAAAUAGAUCACACAGCUGUAAUAAAAGUAGAUGAAGAUGUAAGCAGGAAAUGUGAGAAACCAAAUUAUUCAGCAAGAACACUGAGUGCCUUCACUGAACUAAAAUUGAAUGUAAAAAUCAAUUUGCACUUCUUUAUAAAUGAUACUUUGGUUUAGAGCUGUUAUAAAGACUUGAUGAUUGUAGUUUAAUUAUCUCUCAAGUGCCCUCAACAGAUCACUAGACUUUGCAACAAAUGGCCUUUAAGUAUGAUUCUUUAUAAUGCUAAAAUGUUUUCCUUUUUACUAUAAUUAAUAUUUCUAUUUGGAAAAAAGACUACUGGUAAACAUUCUGAAUAAACUGCGCAUUCACUUACAUACAUUACAAUGACAAAUAAAUACUAAAAUAAUUUAAUAAAAUUUUUUUUACAAAA
This is a messenger RNA of Chinchilla lanigera (long-tailed chinchilla), 2256 nucleotides long. It is a transcript of the gene Tom1l1, whose product is annotated as target of myb1 like 1 membrane trafficking protein. Gene Ontology annotation, cellular component: membrane; endosome. NCBI's taxonomy places the organism in Eukaryota, Metazoa, Chordata, Mammalia, Rodentia, Chinchillidae. The record is from RefSeq and is a predicted model, not a curated record. Gene Ontology annotation, biological process: signal transduction. Gene Ontology annotation, molecular function: phosphatidylinositol binding; ubiquitin binding; clathrin binding.